AUGCAUUGCCACAAGCAUGCCAGCAUGACCCUUAACGAGCUUCUGGAGGGCUCUUCCAUCCCGAUCUCCUCCUCUCCUCGACAGGACUGGUCCCACAGCGACCACAUCAAGCGUGAAUCACGUCACAUCUACAACAAGCUACACUCGAUCUCUCACGACUCGACCUUCAUCCAUCGCAUACACUCGCUCUUCCCCUCGCUCCUGCUCACAUCCAACCUCAGAUGCGGCGCAUGGUACACUCUUCCGACCAUCACCUCGGCGGUGUCGUACUUCAAAUCGACAGACGGACAUACGCACCAAUGGAGUUUCAGCUUGAAGCGCUCCAACCUGCACCUCGUGCCAUCGAUCGUUGAAGCGAGUGGAGCCAUUGUGGUUGAUUCGACUCGGCGGGGAAAGAGCAUGCCGGACGCUUUGAGCAAGACAAUACCCGUCUGGUGUGCUGUGCUCAAUGAAGCCUCGAGGAGGAAGUACAGUUGUCCAGAGGAGAGUGACGGAUUUGCACUCGAGACACCACGCUGGAUGAUCCCGCCCACGGAGCACGAUCAGAUAGAGUCGAGGAUUGAAGGCUUUGUGAACUCCCUGCUGGACUCGGACCUCGAAGUACCCAAGCUGGAGAAACCGCUCAAGCCGGUCUUCGUAACACCGCAGACUCAUCUCGACACAUUGGAAGCGGAUUCACUAGGGUCGGGUCAGAAUCCUUUCACGCCAAUUCUCCUGGUCUCGGCAUCAAGGUUCGUCUCUGACUCGGAGGGUCUUGGUAACAACGUCUCAGUUGACACAAAGCAAUCAACUGCGGACUACAUUUACGUACAAGGCGCCGGGGAUGACCACGAGAACUGGGCACGUGGCUUAACCCCAGAUGUGUUUUGGAAGCACCACCACAAGCUUCUCGCGAGCGACAAAGAUCAGCUGGAAGCGCUGGUCGAUUCGAUAGUCUCGCAGGAGGCCGCUUCGGAUGCUGGAAAGAAUGGACAUUGGUUCACUCCUCUGAGACAGCUUGACUCCGCUCAAGACGCUGCUGAGGGUGGACAUAUUGCCUCUACGAACGCCGGCGGCUCCGACACUGAAGUAGGGGUAACUGGAGUUUUCAUCGGCUCUCGUGCAGCAGACCAUGCGUUUUCGAGCCAGAACGAUGAGGAGUACGAUCUCAUCAUCCAUUUCACCGGCUUAUCUUCUCCUGCAACUGGUGCUUCCACAGACUUGACGGAAUCGCUUUCCUCUCUGCGCCUUUCUUCGGACAGCAAACCUACCUCCAAGUUGAUGACACUACACUUGUCACCCAACAAGAAAGGUCUUUCUGCGAUCCGCACCGUCUUUCCACCAGCCAUCGAGCGCGCGCACAAGACUCUAGCCUCAAUACCCCCUUCGUUAACAAGCAGGAGGAAAGUCCUGGUCUGCUGUCAAGAUGGCAAAGAUCUUUCCGGCAGCCUGGUCGUCGCCAUCUUGGCGUCCUGCUUCACCGACCAACGCAUCCUCAUCCUCGAUGAGCAGUUGCACGCCGACCAGAAAGCACAGAUCAGCAAAGAUACGACCAAGCGCAGGCUGCAGUGGCUCGUCAGUGCCGACCCGCGUGCCGCACCCAGUCGGGCAUUCUUGCUUCGCGUCAACGAGCUUCUUAUCAGUCCUCGCCAUCGACCCUCCGACAACACUUGA
Molecule: messenger RNA, 1653 nt
Organism: Sporisorium graminicola
Lineage: Eukaryota; Fungi; Basidiomycota; Ustilaginomycetes; Ustilaginales; Ustilaginaceae
Exons: 2
Coding region: 1-1653 (550 amino acids)
Biological process (GO): charged-tRNA amino acid modification
Cellular component (GO): cytoplasm
Molecular function (GO): tRNA adenosine(64)-2'-O-ribosylphosphate transferase activity
Source: RefSeq, a predicted model, not a curated record